AGACAAGAGCCGUCGUCCCUCUUUGAUCGACGCGCAAAAUUCCUCACCCUCCGGACUCUCAAUUGCUACAACUGCAAACAUGGGAAAACCUCGAACAAAACGUCAGCUCGUUCGCGAAGAGCGUAAGCAGAAGAGGAAGGCCGCUGAGGCUGCCGAGACCGCCAAUACUGAAGGCAAGCGUGAAUCCAAACGACGCCGCCCCGACGACGAAGAAUAUUCCCAUGCCGACGAACCCGACGCGAAACGACACGAUGACGGCAGCUACCAUGGGUACCAGGCCCCGGAGAAGGAGUUCUUUGGUAUGCUCUCCGACGAGGAGCAGGAGUAUUUCCGCCGCGCCGACGAGCUGCUUGAGCUGAACCAGUUUCCCUCGGAUGAGGAGCGGGACGUCUUCUUGCAAAACAUCUACCGCGAGGCUGUCGGCAAGGAGUUAAAGCUCGCCAGCAGUCAGAGCUUGUCAAGGUUGAUGGAAAGGCUGAUUCUUCUGAGCAACACGGCUCAAAAGAAGCACAUUUUCAGCGCCUUUGCGGGCCAUUUCCUGUCGCUCGUGCAGCAUCGGUUUGCGAGCCACUGCUGCGAGACAUUGUUCCUGCAGAGUGCCCCCGUGGUGACACAAGAACUAGGGAAAGACACGAGAAUUGUCGUCGAUACUAAAGGCACCGGUACCAAGGAUGGCGAAGGGGGGGACGAACCUCAGCAGCCCAUGGAGAACCUGUUCCUACUUACCCUCGACGAGUUUGAGGAGCAUUUGGGCUUCUUGAUGACGGACAAGUUCGCCUCGCAUACCCUUCGGGUGCUCCUUGUGGUUCUCUCCGGGAGACCCCUUGAAGACCGGUCUACGAAGUCGCUCAUGAAGAGCAAGAAUAAGGAGUACAUUUCCGUCCAAGGAUUGACGCCAGUCGAUGGAGAUGAACUUCACACACAACUCCGAGCGGUGCCAAGUUCCUUCACCAUGGCGGUGAAGAAGAUCAUCGCCGAUGCCACAGCAGGCAUGGACUUCACCGCGUUGCGAGUGCUCGUCAAGCAUCCCACUGGAAAUCCGCUCCUCCAACUCCUCCUUGAGUUCGACAUUUCACUCAACCACAAAACACAAAAGGGCGUCGAACCCCCUAAAGACACACUCCUAUAUCGUCUACUCCCGGGAGCCCCCGCCUCCCUUAACGACGCCGACUCUGAAGCCUCCGACUUUGUGAACAGCAUGAUGUAUGAUCAGAUCGGCUCCCGUCUCCUGGAAACCCUCAUCACGCACGCUCCAGGCAAGAUCUUCAAGGCGCUGCAUCUCAACUUCUUUGCGCCUAGGAUAGGGACCUACGUCCGCAAUGAUAUCGCUUCGUACCCUGCCAUUCGCGCCCUGAACCGCUUCAGCAAAGACGACCUCGUCGACUCCAUCCAGAAAGUCAUCCCCGUCAUUCCGGCCCUCGUGGCCAAGGGCCGCUUCAACGUCAUCAGAACCCUCUACGAGCGCAGCAAGGCCCGCGGCGCCGAGGACCAGAUGCGGCCCAUCACCACGGCUUUGAUCAACGCCCUCGAAGCCGAUACCAAGGAAAUGAUUCCCAAGCUCUGCUACCUAAGCACCGGGUCGGACCAGGACGCCAAGGAGAACGGGAAGCCCCCGUUCCAGCAGGACCGGCAGAACAAGCAAGCCAUGGCUUCGCACGGGGCACACCUCGUGGCCACCAUGCUGGCUACCCCCGUAGCGCCGGCCAAGGCAGCCCAGGCCUCUCUCCUCGCCCUAUCUCCCGAGCAGCUCUUCGACCUCGCAACACGCUCCCCGGCCUCGGCGGGGAUCCUCACGGCCGCGCUCGCGCACCCGUCUCCCCAAAACCCCAUCUUCCACAAAGCCCUCGUCGCGAACCUCAUCCCCCGUAUCGGCGAACUGGCGGACAGCCAACCGGGCCACACCGUCGUCAACGCCAUCGUGGCCGUGCCCUCGCGGGGCAAAGACCGCGCGGUCCCUUUCCACAUGAAGCAGAAUAUCAUGGGCAAGCUUGCGGAGCGGGAGUGGCAGCUACGCGAGUCGUGGACCGGGCGGAACGUGUGGCGGACGUGGAAAGGUGACAUGUGGAAGACGAGACCGGCGGACUGGGCUAGGUGGGCGAAGGAGGUGGAUGGUGAGGUUGAGGCGAAACCUAAGCCUUGGGAGCUGUUGAGGGAGAAACAGCAGAAGCAGCAGCAGAAAGAGAAGUGAGAUGGGACUCUGGAUGGUGGCUUUUGUAUAUUUUGAUACCCCCUCUUGAUGGAUUCAUCUCUGAGAGCUAUGGCAUUCCAUCUUGCCAUCUCCGUCAAAUACCGACAACAGAUACUUGGCAUGCUCGGGGAAUCCCGUCCUCGGGCUGGUCCUGUCAAUAUUUAGUCUUUGAUGCUCUUGUUCGUGGAAUUCUUACAUGAACAAUUGGGAAUGCCUUGCUGCUGAAUGCACUGCAGUGCUGUGCCCUUCCAACACAAUUAUUGAUCGUGCAACACAGGUGGGACCAGAAAUGAGCUGAUGGAAUGGGACUGGUUCAUAUACGAUGUUGUUUAAAUUUUCUUUUUUACUGUACAUUGCUUGGUCCCUGGUGAUCUCCCACUGGCAUGCCU
Messenger RNA from Sodiomyces alkalinus F11, 2577 nucleotides. Its product is annotated as pumilio-family RNA binding repeat domain-containing protein. The coding region runs from base 80 to 2188 and encodes 702 amino acids. The transcript has a single exon. Gene Ontology annotation, cellular component: nucleolus; 90S preribosome; preribosome, small subunit precursor. Gene Ontology annotation, biological process: endonucleolytic cleavage to generate mature 5'-end of SSU-rRNA from (SSU-rRNA, 5.8S rRNA, LSU-rRNA); ribosomal small subunit export from nucleus; endonucleolytic cleavage in 5'-ETS of tricistronic rRNA transcript (SSU-rRNA, 5.8S rRNA, LSU-rRNA). Gene Ontology annotation, molecular function: RNA binding. The record is from RefSeq and is a predicted model, not a curated record. Lineage: Eukaryota; Fungi; Ascomycota; Sordariomycetes; Glomerellales; Plectosphaerellaceae.